This is a messenger RNA of Anthonomus grandis grandis, 1435 nucleotides long. Its product is annotated as mitochondrial basic amino acids transporter-like. NCBI's taxonomy places the organism in Eukaryota, Metazoa, Arthropoda, Insecta, Coleoptera, Curculionidae. Bases 343 to 1260 code for a protein of 305 amino acids. Gene Ontology annotation, cellular component: mitochondrion. The record is from RefSeq and is a predicted model, not a curated record. The transcript has 6 exons. Gene Ontology annotation, molecular function: high-affinity L-arginine transmembrane transporter activity. Gene Ontology annotation, biological process: mitochondrial L-ornithine transmembrane transport.
AUUUGCAGUUUUGAAAUGGUUAUUGAUAAGUGCGAAGCAAAAGAGUGUAACAGUGAUUUAAGUUGUUAAGACUUUUAAUAAUUUAUGUUAAAUUGUUAUUUGUUUUUAAAAUCACAUUUAUUCACUGAGAUUAUAAGAAUAUUUAUGGAAAUAUUAGUUUUUGACGGAUGUACCUAAAACCAGGAUAUUAGCAAAAUUGUCAAAAGUACAUGGAGUCAUUAUAUUUAUUAGCAAACCAUCUUAAAAAAUACAUCAUCACGCAGCAGCUCGAGAGAUUCAGUUCAGUAACUUUGAAGAUAAUCACCUUUGUUGACGUCUACCAUAUUGAAAGUCCCGGGAAUAAUGGCUCUUGACUUUAUUGCUGGAUGCAUAGGAGGAUGCGCUGGUGUGAUUGUCGGCCAUCCUCUGGAUACCAUAAAAGUUUGUCUUCAAACCCAAGACUCGAAAAAUCCCAAAUAUAGUGGAACCUUUCAAUGUUUGCGAUCAAUAUUUGCCAAAGAAGGAAUGAGAGGGUUGUUCAAAGGGGUUACUAGCCCACUUGUAGGUGUAGCUGGAAUUAACGCCAUUGUAUUUGGGGUUUAUGGAAAUACCCAAAGAUGUAUGAAAGAUCCUGAGUCACUAGUUUCACAUGGAAUAGCCGGAGCUUUGGCAGGAUUUGUGCAGAGUUUUAUUUGUAGUCCAAUGGAAUUGGCGAAAUCUACCAUGCAGGUUGGCAACAUUCAUAGUAAAGAUCCAUUGGAUUGCCUUAAGUUUAUAUACAAGAACAAAGGAAUUAGUGGCUUAUUUAGGGGUCUAAACUUAACAAUACUGCGAGAAGUCCCUGCAUUUAGUACUUAUUUUUUGACGUACGAAUUGCUAACUCGAAGAAAUGACGAUUUACCUGUGUCAACUUUCUCCAUGUUGAUGGGGGGAGGCAUGGCAGGUGUGAUGUCUUGGGCUCUCGUCUAUCCAGUCGAUGUUCUUAAGUCCAGAUUUCAAAUUGACGGCAUUACCUCAACAAAAUACUUAAGUUCCUAUGACUGCCUGGUAAAAAGCGUUAGAGCUGAAGGAGUCUCCUGUCUAUUCCAAGGAAUCACUCCUACCCUUAUAAGGGCCUUUCCAGUAAAUGCCGUGACUUUUACAGUCGUUACGUGGUCAAUGAAGUUGCUUGAAGAUGUCAAUAUUAAUCAACAAGUUCGAAACAGCGAAGUCAUGAUCGGGAAAUGCGCUGACGCGAUGAGCAUGUCGACAGUUGAACAAGUCAUUGUCGCUAUCAUUUAAACUUUAGAAUUAUAUAGAGCGCGUCUUUUUGUUAAACAUAUUAUAAUAUUUUAUAUUAAAGUAUUACAUUACUCGUAUUAUGAAUCCCUGUACAUAAGUUUAUUUAUUAUUUAAUUAUAGUGUAAUAACAAAUUAUUCAUUUUAUUCAAAAAUAAAGUAAGUUUUCCAUUAUUUA